Notothenia coriiceps (black rockcod) is the source of this 10553-nucleotide messenger RNA. RefSeq names its product IgGFc-binding protein-like. Gene Ontology annotation, cellular component: extracellular matrix. Bases 260 to 9772 code for a protein of 3170 amino acids. Gene Ontology annotation, molecular function: protein binding. The transcript has 24 exons. The record is from RefSeq and is a predicted model, not a curated record. NCBI's taxonomy places the organism in Eukaryota, Metazoa, Chordata, Actinopteri, Perciformes, Nototheniidae.
CUUGUUUGGUAAGCCGGUGAUGCUUUGCUGACUGGAUAAAAUGGGAGGUGGCACAGCCUGGCACCUGUUUCAAAACAACUCUGAAAUGUCCGACUUUAUGGUAAACUCGCUAACCCCUGUUUUCAAAAACAGGCUGAGUGUGCUUUCGGUAAUCAGAAAUACUCAACCUCUCCUCGCAUAUCGUUAUCUACAGACAGAGUUUUGAUUUGCUACAUGUGAGAGGAAGGAAGGAUGCACUCGCUGGACAAUCAGUUCAACAAUGGAAGGGCCGGUCUGCUGUCUGUUGGUUGUACUGCUCGGUGGACUCUGUUCUGCUUCACCAGUAGGAAGAGAGUUUGCCACAUCUUUCAUGCAGAACCUUUACGCGGACACUAAAGAUACUCGUUUCCUGGUUGAGGUCACUGCUCUGCCUUCUUCACAAGGCAGCACCAAGGUCAAGGUGUCUGCUAUGGGUGAGGUCUUUGAAAAGGAAAUUAGUCCUGGUUCGAGCGGCUCCUUCAAACUACCUGACAGUGUGGAGAUGAGAGGCAGUGAAAAGUUCAAUAAGACUGUGCUGAUCGAGGCGAGCCAAGAUAUCACUGUGAUGUCUCUCAACUUUAAGCAGUACACGGCCGACACCUCUGUGAUUUACCCAGUGAAGGACUGGGGAACUGACUACUUCAUAUUCACUCCUAACAGCAACCUGAAAGGCACCUUUAAAGAAUUUUCUAUCACAAACCACAAGGAGCCUAACUUUGUUGAGAUUUUACUACAGGGCUCUGUGAGAUUCCAAGGGAAAUAUUACAGGAGACAAAGCAAGAUGUCCCUGAAGCUAGAGCCGUUUGAGACCGUUCAGAUUCAGAGUCACGAUAACCUGAGAGGUACUAACGUAGUGUCCCGCCUCCCUGUCGCCGUCUCCUCCGGACAUAGCUGUAUUCAGAAGUUUACUGCCUGCAACCAUGUCUAUGAACAACUUCUCCCUGUAAACAGCUGGGGGAAAGAAUUCAUCAUUGCACCCCUGCCCUACCGCAACCUAUUUUCUACAUAUGAUAGUGUUAUCGUCCAAGCAUCCCAGCACACUGAAAUAAGCGUGAAUUUCAAUGGAAAGGUGCAGAGUUACCAUAUGUUUGCAGGACAAACUAUCGAGCUCCAGUCUCAGUGGCCACAUCCUAUGUAUUUGAAAUCAGACAAAGGUGUCCAGGUGCUGUUUGAAUUCAACGGAGGUCCUGAUGACGUAGUCCAGUCUGUUGAUCCCUUCCUGAUGACUAUACUGCCCACAAGUCAUUUCAGCACCUCCUACUCCCUGGAGGGACAGGGAGAUUUCUACAACUAUAUUAUAGUUGUGGCUCAGAACAAACACCUGGAUGGCAUCAAAAUUGACCCCCAGCCCCAAACUACAACGUUCAACUGGCGAAAGGUGGAUGGGACUGAUUACUCCUGGGCUGAGAUGUACUAUAGCACUGGGGCAAACUUCUAUCAAAUUUCUCACCCUGACUCUCCAUUCGGAGUCUACAGUUAUGGUGUCGCUAAUGCUAAUGGGUACGGAUCCCCUGCAGCUGGUGACCCAGCAGAGAGACAUGACUGCAGUACCACAAAAUGUUUAGAAGAUGAGGUGUGCCAGAUGAAUGAAAAAAACUCAAUAACAUGUGUCAAAAAAACAGCCAUUAAAGAGGGAACCUGCUGGGCUAUGGGAGAUCCUCACUACCGCACAUUUGACGGCAACUACUACAACUUCAUGGGCAGCUGCACCUACACGAUGGCCAAGAACUGCCAAGUUGAUGAGGACCACCCAGCCUUUGAGGUUGAUGCUAAGAAUGACAAACUUGAUGGUUCAAAGGUCACGUUUGUUGGCAAGGUGAUCAUUAAGGUGUAUGGGUACACUGUGACCAUUGUGCGCUCAGAGUUUGGCCUUGUCAGGAUGAACCACACAUUGUGGAAUCUCCCCAUCAAUCUGGGAAAUGGGAAAUUGAAGUUAUCACAGAGCGGCAUGUCUGUCGUUGUUGAGACAGACUUUGGCUUGACCGUGCAGUAUGACUGGAAGCAGUAUCUUGUCAUCACAGUGCCGGGCAGUUUGUGCGGCAAGGUGUGUGGCCUGUGUGGGAACUUCAACAGCAAAAAGGAGGAUGACUUGGUGACUCCUUCUGGCUCACAGAGCAGCAAUGUAGCGGCCCUGGGAAAGAGCUGGAGAGUUCCUAAUGUGACAGAUGAUGCUCAUUGUCAAGACGAAUGCUCGGGCAAGUGUGAAAAUUGUGAUGACGACAGCUUUUUUCACAGCAUCACUUCCAGGAUGUUCUGCGGUAUUCUCAGCCACGCUAUGGAUGGACCGCUCAGUGACUGUAAUUCUGUCAUUGACCCGAAAGUCCUUCAUGAGAUCUGUUUGUUUGAUAUGUGCAUGGGUGAUGGGUUCAAGGACUUCCUGUGUAACACCUUGCAGGUGUACGCCGAUGCCUGUCAGAGGGCCGGCGUGAAAAUUCACGACUGGAGGCACUUCGCCCAUUGCCCUCUACCCUCAUGCCCGGAGAACAGUCAUUAUGAGUUUUGCGGAAAGGCCUGCCCUUCCACCUGUGAAAACCCAGAUGCAACCGCAAAGUGCAACAAAAGCUGUGUGGAGACGUGUGUCUGUGACGAGGGCUUCCUGCUCAGUGGCACAGAGUGUGUCAGUAAAGCCCAGUGUGGCUGCUUGUACAAAGACAAGAGCCUCUACAUAGAGUCUGGAGCUUCUGUCUUCACUGAUGACCACUGUACAGAGAGGUGCACGUGCAACGGCACUACAAAGGAAGUGGAUUGUGAGAAACCAGGUUGUCCUAAGGGGUAUGAGUGCAAUGUGGUUGACGACCUCAUCGGAUGUGACCCAAUUACUUUCGCUGAGUGCAGCAUGAUUGGUGGCCCUCAUUACGAGACCUUUGAUGGGCAUGAUUACAGCUUCCAUGGCAGCUGUGUGUAUCAGCUGGCUGGGGUCUGCUCGAAAGAUCCUUCCCUGCCACAUUUUGAAGUUUAUGUGCAGAAUGAUGCCUAUGGUAAAAGAGUGGACUCUGGUGCAAAGCUGGUGGAGGUCAAAUUUUCUGGAACUUCCAUUAUUGUCUCAAGAAAACACAAAGGCUUUGUCAUGAUAAAUGGAGAACUUACACACUUACCUGUCAAAUAUAAACGCAAUUUCACUGUGAACCAGUUUAGUGACUUUGCUGAGAUAAAGACUGACUUUGGCCUGCUAGUCUCCUAUGACUGGCAAUCGACAGUUCAUGUCAAAGUACCAAGUACAUAUGAAGAUGCAAUGUGCGGUAUGUGUGGCAAUUACAAUCACAACCCGAAAGAUGACCUGCAGUUGAAGAAUGGCACACAGGCUGAGUCUGCGGAGGAACUGGGAAAAAGUUGGAGGGUUGCCGAGAUCCCAGGCUGUGUAGAUGGCUGCAAGAACAGCAAGGAUUGUCCCAGCUGUGACAUCACCCAGAAAGACAAAUAUGAGACGGAUAGAUACUGCGGUUUCAUACGAAAUCCCAAAGGCCCCUUCAGUGGAUGCCAAGGCACCAUAGAUCCUGAAAGACUUUUUCAGAGUUGUGUGUAUGAUGUGUGCCUUUACAAUGGCAAAGAAGGCUCCUGGUGUAGCCAUCUCCGCCGUUACACCAUUGGAUGCCAAAGCAGAGGAGUCAAUGUGUCCCAGUGGAGAGCACCAGACUUCUGUCCCAUAUCUAAGAUGAAAUUCCCAACCAACAGUCAAUAUAAACACUGUGGCAAUAUUUGCCAUGCAACCUGUGACAACAGGUUAGCUCCCUCUACCUGCAAGAAGCCCUGCCAGGAAGGAUGGGAGUGCAAAGAUGGCUUCCUACUCAGUGAUUACAAGUGUGUGUCUUCUGACCAGUGUGGCUGCCUGUACAAGGGCAAAACCUAUCAGCAGGGACAGAGUUUUCUGUCAUCAGAUUGUCAGCAAAUGUUCACCUGCAGUAAAAAUGGCACGAUGCUUCAUGAGAAACACUCUUGUGGGCUGUUUGAGACUUGUGUGCUGACCAACAAUGUUGGAUCAUGCCAUCCAGUGGGAAACGGAACGUGCCAAAUCGCAGGUGAUCCACAUUACAACACCUUCACCAACCACACCUUUAACUUCCAAGGCACCUGCACCUACACCGCAGCUAGAUCGUGCCACCUGGAGGGCUCACGGCUCAAAGCCUUCUCUGUGGUUGUAGAGAAUGAGAAGUGGACAAUGACAGAUACGCCAAAUGUGGCUGUAGCCAAGCUUGUUGCUGUGGAGGUGUACGGCACCACUCUAGUCCUCCGAAUGAAUCAACUCAGAACGAUCAUGGUGAAUGGCACCUUGUUAACCAUUCCUCUUAACCUCAAUGAUGGACAAGUAGAAGUCUUCCAAGAGGGCUUUCACUAUGCUAUUGUAACUGACUUCGGACUGAAAGUGACUUACGAUAUGAUCUACAAAGUCACUGUCACUGUUCCUGGCAACUACAAAGGCAAAACCUGUGGUCUGUGUGGCAAUUUUAAUGACAGCGAGCCAGAUGCGUUAGAACUACCCGAUGGAAAAAUUACCAAGGACCUCCAGACCUUUGGAGCAGCAUGGAAGGUGGCUGUGCAGGGGGUGGUCUGUGAGGAUGGCUGCAGUGGAGACCAGUGCCCUAAAUGUGACGCCACACUAAAAAAAAUCUUUGAGAAAGAUUGUGAAAGUAUCACAAAUGCUACUGGUCCCUUUGCUGCCUGCCACAGCCAAAUAAAUCCUGAGUCUUACUACAGAGAUUGUGUCUAUGACGUCUGUAUGUCUCAGGGACGCAAAGACGUUCUCUGCAACAGUAUCUCAGCGUACGUGACUGACUGUCAGACCAUCGGAGUAAAGAUUGACAACUGGAGGACGCCUGAUUUCUGCCCUAUUACAUGUCCUGCAAACAGUCACUACCAGAUCUGCUCUGAAACCUGUGGCUCUCCGUGUCCUGGUCUCACCGACACCAUCAGCUGCCCCGCCACUUGUGCUGAAGGCUGCGCCUGUAAUGAAGGAUACUACUUCAAUGGGACAGGCUGCGUUGACCUGGACGAAUGCAGUUGUUACCACAAUGGACGUACCUACAAGAUUGGCCAUACUGUGGUAUCUGACGACUGCCAGCAGAUCUGCAACUGUACAACAUCUGGUGAAGUCGAGUGUGAGCAGUUUUCAUGCGGUGUUACGGAGAAAUGCCAGCUCAAAAACGGUGUCCUUGCCUGCCGUCCCAAGGAGUGUCGGAUGGAGACGGGAGGCUUCAUCACGCUCUUCAGUGGCACCACCGGCACUAUCUCUGUCAUGGGAGCUUAUGAGAUCAUCACACACUGUGAUGAAUCAGCUGCCGACUGGUUCAGAGUUGUGGCCAAGCUCCAAGAGUGCCCUCUGACCGGAGUGAAGAGCGUGGUUGCCGUUUAUGUCUUCUUCAAUGAGCUGAGUAUCACCGUCACUGACAGACAGGAGACCUGGGUCAAUGGUAAAAAGCUUAAUGACUCCAGCCUGACAGGAAAUAAUAUCUUUGUGAGACGUGAUGAGAAAACUGUGAUUAUCGAGCAGAUGUCACACUUCCAGCUGUCUUACAGCAAUUCCCAGGAGCUCAUUGUUACUGUGAGUGCCAGCAUAGUGGACAACUUGUGUGGAGCAUGUGACAGAUUCAUAGCCUUCACAGACACCAUGGGUUUCUCACAGUUUAUGAUACAGGAGUAUAUGGCCUCGUUUUCUGCACAGGACUUCCCUACCUGCUCCUCUCCACUGACAAACAUGGGGUUGUUUGUUGUACUCUUUUCAGCUCUUCUGCUGAGUGGAUUUUGCAGAGGAGGACCAACGACUACAACACCACCGUCAGGCACCUGUUGGGUCAUGGGCAGUCUCUACUACACCUUUGAUGGCCAUGACUACACCUUCACUGGCAACUGCACCUACACCUUUGCAAAGAACUGCCAUGUUGAUGAGACCCUCCCGGCCUUCGAGGUGGCGACCAAGAACCUGAUCGAGGGCAGCGUGCAGGUCCCAUCGGUGGAGACGGUCACUGUCAAUGUUUACGGGAUUAACAUCGAGAUAGUUCGCAAUGAAUAUGGCAUUGUUCGGGUGAACUAUCAAGAAUGGCAGCUCCCGCUCAACUUGAACAACGGCCAGGUUAAGCUUUCCUUGAAAGGUCUGUAUGUCGUCAUGGAGACAGACUUUGGCCUGAUUGUGCAGUACGACUGGGACCAGUACCUCGUCGUCACACUGCCUGGGAGGUUUUCCGGCAGUGUGUGUGGCCUGUGUGGCAACUUUAACAACAAAAAGGAAGAUGACCUCACGACUCCCAGCGGCUCUGAGGCCAACAGCAUGUCAGAGCUGGGACAGAGCUGGAUGGUUCCCGGUACCGAUGUAAAUUGCCAAAACGGUUGUGGCGACGAUUGUGCCAGCUGCUCUCUCGGUUAUGUUCAGAAGUUAGAGAAACAAAUCUUCUGUAGCGCCCUUAUACAAAAUUAUCAAGAACUUCUAGGUUGUCUACCUGACAUUGACUCCAACCUCCUGAAAAGUAACUGCAUGCUGGACCUCUGUAGGGGGGAAACGGUGAACACAUAUCUCUGCACCACUAUGCAAGGCUUCGCUGACGUCUGUCAGAGGGCUGGGGCCAAAGUAGGCUCCAGCUGGAGGACAUCCACUCAAUGCCCUACACCCAAGUGCCCAGAAAACAGCAACUAUGAGUUCUGUGGGAAUGGCUGUCCUGCUACAUGUGCAGAACUUAACCCUCCUGCAAAAUGCAACUUCACCUGUUUGGAGACGUGUGUCUGUAAGGAGGGCUUUGUGCUAAGUGGCACCAAGUGUGUUCCCAAAGAUCAGUGCGGCUGCGUAUACGAGGGUCACUAUGUGGAGGCAGGAGCCUCCUUCUGGGGGGAUGAGACUUGCACCAAACGCAUCACAUGCUCCGCCGGUGGAAGUCUGUCCUCCAGUGAGACUAGCUGUCCCGCCGGGCAGCAGUGCCGAGUGGUGGAGGGGAUCAGAGGCUGCAAUCCUGUCAACGAGGCCACCUGCAUUGUAUCUGGGGACCCACAUUUUGUGACCUUUGAUGGGGAGCGCUUCAACUUCCAAGGCACUUGUUCAUAUGAGAUGGCUGGAGUCUCCUCGAAUCAAACCGACAUGGAACAUUUUAGUGUCAUUUUGCAGAAUAAUGGUCAGGAUAAGAAGAUUGGAUCCGUUGUCAAGGUGGUUGAGGUCCAAGUGAACGGGAACACCAUCAUCAUUAGCAAAGAUGACCCUGGCGCUGUUGUGGUCAAUGGUUUGCGCUCCAACCUCCCAAUGACGCUGAACAGCAAUAAGCUCCAUCUUUAUAUGAGUGGAUGGUUUGCCGUAAUCGAGAUGGACUCCGGAGUGAAGGUGUACUACGACUGGAACAGUGUAGCAUUCGUUAUCGUUCCCAGUACAUACAUGGGUGCAAUGCAAGGCCUUUGUGGCAAUUACAACCUCAACCCCAAAGACGACAUGCAGAUGAAAGAUGGCAAACAAGCAACUUCUUCUGAGGAGUUGGGUCAAAGCUGGAAAGUCGCCACGAUCCCCGGCUGUGUAGACGGAUGCAGCGGUCCCUGUCCCGGCUGCAACUCAACUCAGAAAGACACCUACAACAGCAACAGUUACUGUGGCCUCAUCAGCGACCCUGCAGGCCCCUUCAGAGACUGCCAGGCCAAGGUGGACCCUGCCGGUUUCCUCAACGACUGCGUAUAUGAUGUCUGUCUUUACCAGGGAGGUCAGAACAUGCAGUGCAAGACUUUGACCGCCUACACAGCCGCCUGCCAGCUGCAAGGUGCCACAGUGUACUCCUGGAGGUCCGCUGAAUUCUGUGCUGCCCAGUGUCCAUCAAAAAGCCAGUAUGAGCUCUGUAGCAGCGGCUGUCCCCGAUCUUGUCAGAAGGACUGUGGGGCUCAGUGUAUGGAAGGAUGUGUCUGUGAUGAGGGUUACCUGAUGAGUGGAGGUGAAUGUGUGCCUGCCAACCAGUGUGGAUGCACAUAUGAGGGACAAUACUACCAGCAAGGACAGGUCUUCUACCCUGACACCCUUUGCCAGAGCGAAUGCACCUGCAACGGCACAGUGACGUGUAAGCAGUCUUCUUGUGGUCAAUUUGAGACGUGUGGGGUGAAUAAUUAUGUGCGAUCAUGUCAGCCAUCGAGAAAAGGACUGUGUACCAUCUCUGGAGAUCCUCAUUACAACACCUUUGACAACACCACAUAUAACUUCCAAGGCACCUGCACCUACAUCGCAGCUGAAGGAUGCCACCUUAACGGCACCCAGCUCACCCCCUUCUCUGUGGCGGUGGAGAAUGAGAAGUGGUAUGGUUUGUCAUUCAAUCCCAAGGUGUCUGUGACCAAACUUGUAGCAGUAGAAGUUUACGGAACCGUCUUGAUCCUUCGCAAGAACGACAUUAACAUGGUUUGGGUAAAUGGGAUCCUUACUCACCUUCCACUGAGCCUCAACAACGGUGCAGUGAAGGUUUAUCAGGAGGGGCAAAAUGACAUCAUAGUGACCGACUUUGGCCUGAGGGUGACGUAUGAUCUGGUGUAUCACGUCACAAUCACUGUCCCUGGAACCUACAGUGGCAGAACCUGUGGUCUUUGCGGCAAUUUCAACAAUGACAAAGCAGAUGAGUUCCAACUGCAAGAUGGAACAAUUACCAAAGACAUUCAGAGCUUCGGAGCAGCUUGGAAAGUGCCCGUGAUUGGAGCCGUGUGUGAAGAUGGCUGCAUCGGCGACCAGUGCCCCGUAUGUGAUGAAUCUAAAAAAGCUUUGAUGGAGGCAGAAUGUGCAGUCAUCAGCGACCCCAAUGGUCCAUUUGCGGCUUGCCAGGGUAUUAUCGAUCCCUCCUCCUACUUCAGAGAUUGUGUCUAUGAUGUUUGUAUGUCCGAAAAUGAUCCAAUCAUGCUGUGCCACAGUAUUUCUGCAUACAUGUUAGACUGCCAAGACUUUGGUGCAAAGAUUGGGAACUGGAGAAAUGCUACUUUCUGCCCUUUACCAUGCAGUCCUGGCAGCCAUUAUGACACUUGUGUACUGCCUUGUACCGCUCCAUGUCCUGGUCUGGUUGACACCCUCACGUGCACCACGACUUGUGUGGAGGGCUGUGCCUGCGAUAAAGACUUCUACUACAAUGGAACUGGCUGUGUUCCCUCUGACCAGUGCAGCUGCUAUUACAAUGGCCACACUUACAAGGUUGGAGAGACCGUUAUAACUGAUGAUUGUCACAGGAUUCACACCUGCCACGCCUCUGGAAUAGUUGUGUCCAAAAACAUGACAUGUGACCCUGACCAGAGCUGUUUGGUCAAGGGAGGUGUGAUGAGUUGCCAACUUCAGCACUGCUUUUUGGAUGCCAAUGGGACCCUCAAUCCAUUUAAUGGUGAAGGUGGCACCAUAACAGAGCCAGGAUCCUAUGAGAUCAUCCAAAACUGCGACGUCUCUCAGACAACAGACUGGUUCAGGGUGGUGGCGAAGUUGGAGACGUGUACUCCGGGUGUCAACACAAUUGUGGCCGUAUAUGUGUUCUUCAAUGACAUGAUGAUUUCAGUGAACAGCAAACAUGACAUAUGGAUAAAUGGAAGGGAGCUGACUCAGACGCCUUUCACCAAGAGUGAUGUCAACGUGGUGGUGUCUGACAAUACAUUGAUAAUUGACAGCACUUCCACCAUUCAUGUGUCCUUUAGUUCGACUAAUGAACUCGCCAUUAGUGUCAGUGACGUAGUAGCAGACGUGUUAUGUGGGGCAUGUGGUACGAUCAGGCCUACUAUAAUGGAACUCCAGGCACUGAACAUUGGGAAGUGGAAGGCUCCUGACUUUCCCGGAUGUGAUAUCUAAAUUGCAGUCCAGCAAGUUUUGUAAAAACUGCAUCGAUGAAAAUCUUUCAGCGCUCGCCCGACGUCUGUGCUUUAUUCAAAUGGAAAAAUGGAGACCCGCAUAAUGAUCUUCAAACAUAUAUAUUUUUCUUUUUAUCUCAAAGAAAAACGCAGCACAUUUGAUUAACAGAGCAGAUAUGUAUGUUUUAUUGAGAAAAUGUAAUAUGGACUUUACAUUUAAACACUGGGGUGAAAGAUUACACCAGCUUCUACAGUCUCUAUUAUUUGUUCCUUAUACAAUGUUAGAUAUAUCCGAUGUUGCAAUAGUAAUUAAAGAUACAUGUAAAGAUGUUUAAAGUGGUUAUCACAAAAACAUUGUAGUCAUUAAUGGAAAGAAUUUGAUUUCAAGUAGAACAUCUUUUUAGGACCUCAGUGUCACAAUUUAUCAUGGCGUCCUCAACAGCUCUGAGCUGAAUGAUAAGGGAUCAUUCUCAUAAUUUGUGGGACUGCCCAGUCACGAAUUGUGGUAGAACAUUAAUAUAUGGAUAUAAAAGAUAAAAGGAACAAUGAAUAGUGUAGUAAGAGGUUGCUAAAGGUGUAAAUUAACUCAAAGGUUAAAACUGACACACAAUGGAUUAUUUGACAGAGCAACUGCAAAUGAUAGUGAUAUCAUUUCACACGCAGACCUCAAGGUGUUUGUUGUGUCAAAAAGCCCAAUGAAGUUUAAAUUUGUUCUGAAAUAUAAAAGAAAUGUGAUUUAUAAAGACAACCAUAAUAAACACUGUUCAUCAAUGAAAAUGUAU